GUCCGUGCGUGCGUGUGUGGAAAUCUCGGGAUCGCCCAUCAGUCAGUGGCACCGGAGCUUCACACGGGUCCAAAUCCCCUUCACAUCACCGCCGCGUUUCCUCUUACCGAUGAAGUGAACCCAGAACAGGAAAACAAGGAAGAUACAAAUACAAACGAAGGAUCCAUUCGGGAAUCUCAUGCGGAUUAUUAUGCUUUGACAUCUUUCCGGUGGAAUCUGAGCGAGAAUCCUGGGAAUACGAUCUCUACGCUGGACGACGAUACCCACAAGUCAACAUGAACGUGUUUUCCUCUAAGGUUAAAAAACGACCAUAGUGGGACCAGAGUUCUUCAUAUUUUUUUUUGGAGGGAAAACCCCGCCUCCUGAUUUGAUUUCACGUAUCUGUGCCGUCAUUUAUGACAAAUAAAACUGUCCUCUGACAGAAAUCAGACUGUUCAACAAAACUGGCCUUAUGACUGUUACUUAAGACUGUUCUCCAUCUCUAUUGUCCUCCGUUCACUUUUUAAGGAUUUUACCUUCUCUGCUCUUUGACGUCAGUGUCCCGUAUUAAACAAAUCUUUUACACGUACACUGGGAUGUACUUUGGAUAUACGGACCUUUGAACCAAAGCUAUUUUUUCAAUGCUUUCCUAUUGCACAGGAUUAUAAACCCCCCUUAAAACUUCCAGCACUUUCACCAUGACUCUGCUCAGAUACCCGGUCCAGCUGCAGCUGCUGCUCAGUACUGUGCUCGGCUCCUGCUUGGGUUUGGAAUUUCUGGGAGCUCGAGGACAGUGGGCCCGUUUUCUCCGCUGGGACGCCAGCACCAGAAGUGACCUCAGCUUCAGGAUCAAAACGGACGUGUCCACCUCGUUGAUCUUGUACUUUGAUGAUGGUGGCUACUGUGACUUCCUGCAGAUGAUGGUGGUGGAGGGGAAGCUGCAGCUGAGGUUCAGCAUCGACUGUGCUGAGACCACGCUGGUUUCGGGUAAACGGGUCAACGACAGCAGCUGGCACUCGGUCACCGUGAGCAGAUCCAACCUGCGGACGGUGCUGGGCGUGGACGGAGACAGCAAGGCCGACGAGGUGCGACCUCAGAGGCAGUACAUGAAGAUCGUUAGUGACCUCUUCCUGGGCGGAGUCCCCCAGGACAUUCGACCCUCUGCCCUGACCUUACCCACCGCCAAGGACCUGCCGCCUUUUAAAGGAGUUAUCAGGGACCUGAAAUAUGGCAACAAGGAGCCUACACUGCUUAGCAGCCAGAGGGUCCGAAUGAACACGGAGGGCGUCUGCACUGAGAACCCGUGUGAGAAUGGAGGGAUUUGCUCCCUUGUUGACGGGGAACCGCUAUGCGACUGUUCCAAGACGGAGUACAUCGGCCGAUUCUGCAGCAAAGCAGAGGCCAACAGCAUCCCAGGCUUGGCACACAUGAUGAUGGCCGAACAAGCCAAGAGCAAAGCGCGUGAGGAGAACGUGGCCACCUUUCGCGGCUCGGAAUACUUCUGCUACGACCUCUCGCAGAACCCCAUCCAGAGCAGCAGUGAUGAGAUCACUCUGUCCUUCAAGACCUGGCAGCGUAACGGGCUUAUUCUGCACACGGGCAAAUCGGCCGACUACGUCAACCUGGCGCUGAAGGACGGCGCGGUCUCCCUGGUCAUCAAUCUCGGUUCUGGAGCCUUCGAAGCCAUCGUAGAGCCAGUCAAUGGCAAAUUCAACGAUAAUGCCUGGCACGAUGUCAAAGUUACACGCAAUCUCAGACAGGUCACCAUCUCCGUGGACGGCAUCCUCACCACCACAGGGUACACGCAGGAGGACUACACCAUGCUGGGCUCAGAUGAUUUCUUCUACGUUGGAGGAAGCCCGAGCACUGCUGACUUGCCCGGGUCACCCGUCAGCAACAACUUCAUGGGCUGCCUCAAAGAGGUCGUGUAUAAGAACAACGACAUCCGCUUGGAGCUUUCUCGGCUGGCACGCAUCGUGGACCCAAAGAUGAAGAUCCAGGGAGAUGUUGUGUUUAAGUGCGAGAACGUGGCCACACUGGACCCCAUCUCGUUCGAGACGCCUGAAGCCUACAUCAGCCUUCCCAAGUGGAACACCAAGCGCAUGGGCUCCAUCUCGUUCGACUUCCGCACCUCAGAGCCCAACGGCCUGAUCCUGUUCACGCACGGUAAACCGCAGGACAGGAAGGCGACGGGGAGCCAGAAGAACACCAAGGUGGACUUUUUCGCUGUGGAGCUGCUGGACGGGAGUCUGUACCUGCUGCUGGACAUGGGCUCGGGGACCAUCAAGGUCAAAGCCACACAGAAUAAAGUGAACGACGGGACGUGGUACCAUGUGGACAUCCAGAGAGAUGGAAGAUCAGGUACUAUAUCCGUAAACAGCCGCCGUACACCGUUCACAGCCAGCGGAGAGAGCGAGAUCCUGGACCUGGAGGGCGAUAUGUACCUUGGUGGACUUCCUGAGAAUCGUGCCGGUCUCAUCCUGCCCACCGAGCUCUGGACCGCCAUGCUUAACUACGGCUACGUGGGCUGCAUCCGGGACCUGUUCAUCGACGGACGCAGUAAAGACAUCAGGCGGAUCGCCGAGGAGCAGAACGGAGCGGGAAUCAAACCGUCCUGCAACAAGGUGACGGGGAAGCAGUGCGAGAGCUACCCGUGUAAGAACAAGGGGGUGUGUAAGGAGGGCUGGAACCGCUUCAUCUGUGACUGCACUGGAACUGGAUACUGGUCCCGUACCUGCGAGAGAGAGGCCUCGAUCCUGAGCUACGACGGCAGCAUGUACAUGAAGGUGGUGAUGCCGACGGUGAUGCACACCGAGGCCGAGGACGUGUCCCUGCGCUUCAUGUCUCAGCGAGCGUACGGCCUGCUCAUGGCCACCACGUCACGUGAGUCUGCCGACACCCUGCGUCUGGAACUGGACGGCAGCCGCGUCAAACUCACCGUCAACUUAGACUGUAUCAGGAUUAACUGUAACUCCAGCAAGGGACCAGAGACACUGUAUGCUGGACAAAAACUCAAUGACAAUGAGUGGCAUACGGUGCGGGUGAUCCGGCGCGGUAAAACCUACAAGCUCACAGUUGACGAUGACGUAGCUGAAGGUCAGAUGGUGGGCGACCAUACCCGCCUGGAGUUCCACAACAUCGAGACAGGUGUGAUGACCGAGCGCCGAUUUGUCUCACACAUCCCAUCCAGCUUCAUCGGCCACUUGCAGAGCCUCAGGUUCAACGGCCUGCUGUACAUCGACCUGUGCAAGAACGGCGACAUCGACUUCUGCGAGCUGAACGCACGCUUCGGUAUGCGCUCCAUCAUUGCCGACCCAGUGACCUUCAAAGCCAAGAGCAGCUACCUGAGCCUGGCCACGCUGCAGGCCUAUACCUCCAUGCACCUGUUCUUCCAGUUCAAGACCACUUCAGCGGACGGCAUCAUCCUGUUCAACAGCGGCGACGGGAGCGACUUUAUCGCCGUGGAGCUGGUUAAAGGGUACAUCCAUUACGUCUUCGAUCUCGGUAACGGUCCCAACCUCAUCAAAGGCAAUAGUGACCGAGCUCUGCAUGACAACCAGUGGCACCACGUGGUCAUCACCAGAGACAACAGCAAUCUCCACACCCUCAAAGUCGAUGCCAAGGUUGUCAAUCAAGUGGUUAACGGUGCCAAGAACCUGGACCUAAAAGGUGAUCUAUUCAUAGCUGGUUUGGGCCCCAACAUGUACAACAGCCUGCCCAAACUGGUAGCCUCGAGGGAGGGCUUUAAAGGUUGCCUGGCGUCGGUGGAUCUGAACGGGCGUCUGCCGGACCUGAUAAACGACGCUCUGUUCCGCAGUGGGCAGAUAGAGCGUGGAUGCGAAGCAUCGAAAAGUGAACUUGGUUUCGCCAAAGCAGACCUGCAAGGUCCUAGCACCACGUGUCAGGAGGACUCCUGUGCCAACAUGGGCGUCUGCAUCCAGCAGUGGGAGAACUACACCUGUGACUGCUCCAUGACCUCCUUCACCGGCAUGCACUGCAACGACCCUGGAACGACGUUCAUCUUUGGGAAAGGAGGAGGUCUGAUCACCUACAACUGGCCGGCUAACGAGCGGCCGAGCACGCGCAUGGACCGUCUGACUGUGGGCUUCAGCACCUCUCUGAAGGAUGGGAUCCUGGUGCGGAUCGACAGCGCUCCGGGGCUGGGAGACUACAUCAUGCUCCACAUUGAACAAGGAAAGAUCAGCGUCACGUUCAACAUCGGGCUGGUGGACAUCGUGGUGCAGGAAAGCAGCAUGCCGGUGAACGACGGCAAGUAUCACGUGGUGAGAUUCACGCGUAACGGGGGCAACGCCACGCUUCAGGUGGACAACUGGGCCAUCAAUGAGCACUUCCCCUCAGGCAACAACGAUAAUGAGAGAUUGCAAAUGGCAAAUAAGAAAAUCCCGUUCAAAUAUGCCCGGCCUGUAGAGGAGUGGCUGCAAGAGAAAGGGCGCCAGUUAACGAUCUUCAACACGCAGGCCAGCAUCAGCAUCGGUGGCGCCGACCGCAGGAGACCGUUUCAGGGCCAGCUCUCAGGCCUCUACUACAACGGGCUCAAGGUGCUCAACAUGGCCGCUCAGGGCAACCCCAACAUCAGGAUCAACGGCAGUGUGAGGCUGGUGGGCGACGUCCCCGCUGCCGGAUCGGCCCGCACCACGGCCAUGCCCCCGGAGAUGUCCACCACUUUCAUUGAGACCACAACCACCAUGUCCACCACCACCACGAGAAAACACCGCUCGCCACCAACAAUAUCGAGCACAGACGACAUCGUCACGUCAGCCGAGUGCUCCAACGACGACGAGGACCUGGAGGAGUGUAACUUCGAGCACGCAGGUGGGCUAGGAGGUGAAUUAGAUCCCCUAGUACUCCCUCCCGUAGCUACACGUGCACCCUUCAUCCCUCCCCCCCCAACCCUCCGCCCCCCCCUCACCAUUAUUGAGACCACCAAAGAGUCCCUGUCCAUGUCCACUGAGGCGGGCCUGCCCUGCUUGUCGGACCAAGGCAGCGAUGAUUGUGAUGAUGGUGAUGAUGAUGAUGAUGAUGAUGAUGAUGAUGAUGAUGGCUUGGUUUCUGGGUAUGGCUCUGGGGAAUCGUAUGACUCUAACCUGCCCCCUACUGAUGAUGAAGAUGUUUACACCACCUUCUCCUUGGUCACAGAUAAGACCUUAUCCACGUCGGCCUUUGAAGGUGGCUACAAAGCUCACACGCCUAAGUGGGAAGUCAAGGACUUUAGACCCAACAAAGCCUCCGAGCACGGUAGGACUACUACUACCGCAUCAUUUCCCCCCAAUCCGAGCCGCUCCACCACCACCACCACCACCACCUCCGCCGCCGUGGCGCCGCCCAAAUGGCCUGCGGGCAAAAUGAAUAACCGAGAGCUUAAACCCCAACCCGACAUAGUCUUGCGUCCAUUGCCCACAUCCUAUGACGUUAACCGCAAAAAGCCGAAGAGCCCGUUAAUAACCUCCCCCAUGUUCCGUAAUGUACCCACAGCGAUCCCCACGGAGCCGGGCGUCAGGCGCAUUCCCGGGGCCUCCGAGGUCGUCCGGGAAUCUAGCAGCACCACCGGAAUGGUCGUCGGGAUCGUUGCUGCUGCCGCUUUGUGCAUCCUCAUCCUCCUGUACGCCAUGUAUAAGUACAGAAACAGGGACGAGGGGUCGUACCAGGUGGACGAGAGCCGCAAUUACAUAACCAACUCGGCGCAGAGCAACGGCACGGUCAUGAAGGACAAGCAGCACGGCUCCAAAGGCAGCAACAAGAAACAGAAAAACAAGGACAAGGAAUAUUACGUGUGAAAACGUGAGACGGUGAAACGGGUGACGACGAGGUGUAUCGGGAGCUGCGCUAACGGAGAGAGAGAGACGAGAGAGAGAGAAAGAGAGAGAGAGAGAGAUUUUCAUUCUGGCACUGUGCCGAGGCACUGAGCUCUCACACCAACUGUAAUAUAAAGCACACUAUCGUGUAAGCAAACCUUGAUGGUAAAUAGCGACAUUAGUGACCUUUAUUCUUCGAUCCGGUCGACGGCGUUAUCAGUGUAGAAAACUUCACAGCUACAUCCUUAUCCUUAAAAAAAAAAAAAAAAAGACUCUUAAAAAAGGUAUGUGAUCCUUGGCAUUUUUUUUUUUUUAAAUCCUGUAAAAGAAAAAAAAACCUUUUGCCUGUGAGAGAGACAGAGCGACAGAGCGAGGAGGAAAAGCAAAAAGGAUCGUGGCUUUCGCAAAAGCAUGCGAGCGACGCGCCGUGUUCUAACAGAUGGACAAGAUAUAUAUAAAUACGUAUAAAUAUAUAUAUGUAUAUUGUGUGAAUGACGACGAAGGACUCUUGCCAAAAAAAAAAAAAUCUCUAUAUAAAUAACUAUGAAAGAUUUGUAUUGUUUAUACAUUAUAUGUUGUGUCAAUUUUAUUUUAUUUUUUUGGCUCUCAAAAAAAAAACAAAAAAAACAAAAAAAAAGAGAGAAAGAGAGAGAGAGAAAAGACGAGUGAAAAAAAUCGAUGUAGUAAACACGAUCAGACGAACCACGACGGCCGACGUGACGCUUUCCCGGCACCUCGUAUUCCAAACUCGACCAAACGAUUCGGAUUUCGCAAACCGACUGUGGAAGAACCGUAAAAAAAAAAACAACAACAAAAAAAAAAGGAAGGAAACGUUAAAAAAAAAAAAAACACGGAUCAUUUUGUGGAUUCGAGCGAAGUGGUGCGUUUUAUCUUUGUCUCAGUAAAGCGACUGAUUGUAAUGCAUGCCAUCUUUACACUACGAUGUACAGUAUGAUGUUCGGCUGAGGCUGAGCAGAUCUGCCAGACCACUCCAUCCAUCACACACACACACACACACACACACACACACACACACACACACACACACACACACACACACACACACACACACACAUCUAGUUUUUUUUUGUUUGUUUUUUUUUUGUUGUUUGUUUUUGGGUUUUUUUCUCCUCCUGACAUGACAUGACAUGACAUGACAUGACGUGACGUGACAUGACGUCACGUGACGUCACGUGACGCCGCCGAACCGAUCCACAAGGACGUCACGUUUCCUCCGCGGCCGAAUCUUUUUUGCGAUCAUGAUGUAUGUCGGUCCACUUCCUCUUGUUCUCUUUUUUUAUAUAAACAAGCUGUCCGGUGUCACUCCGACACUCCUACUAUAACGCUGUUACGGAUGUCUAUACGGAAAAAUAAACCUAACGUGAAAAGUGUGAAUUCUAUCUGUUGUCACGGCUGUCGACUGUGUCAGACGACAAAACGUCGAAGAAUAAUAAUAAUAAAAAAAAAAACAAAAAAAAAAAACCAAGGGUUUGUUUACAUAUUUUAUUAGAUAUGACGACAGCGCUUGUACUUUAUAGCUAGACGAUGUACAUAUUGAACUUGAGUUGUAUUUUUUAUUUAUUUAUUUGUUUAUUUGUUUAUUUAUUUAUUUAUUUUCUAAGUAAUGCUGUUGUACAGAGAUCGGAUCGUGAUCAUCUUAUCCCGUGUGCGAAGUGACGUUAAACGUGAAGAGACUCUGAAGUCACGAGAAAACAAACACACACACUUAUACACACACUUAUACACACACUUAUACACACACGAAGUAUUUUGUAACGGAAAUCAGAGAUUAUUGUUAGAUUAGAGGUCUAAUCUUUCUUAAGUCGCAUGGAUAUUUGAUUACUCGACGCUGUCAGUCAAACACAAAGACACACUUCUUUACCUGUACUGAGGUUUCCUUGUUAUCAGUUGUUUUUAUUUAUUGAAGGAAAAAAAAAUAAUAAAAAAGAUCCAACGGAAAUAUGUAACAAUAAAAGCCGUCAUAUGGAUGCAGACCUGCAGCUCACAGCUUUUACACGACGUCUGAUUCUUCUGAUGGUCUCCACGUGUCGUGGUGUGAAUGUGUACGUGUCUAUGAAGGUGUCGUUUCUGACGGACUCUCGGGUUAUAACCUGUUCGUAAGCCGGUGUACGUGUUUACGUCAUCGUGCGUUCUGGUUAAAGCUUUUCUGAAUGUUAACGCACGUCUUAUGUCACAUCGCAUGACGUCACUUUCACAUUUUACUGUUUUAAGUGUUUUUUUUUUGUUUGUUUUUUUGUUUUUUUUAU
Molecule: messenger RNA, 8059 nt
Organism: Tachysurus fulvidraco (yellow catfish)
Lineage: Eukaryota; Metazoa; Chordata; Actinopteri; Siluriformes; Bagridae
Gene: nrxn3a
Product: neurexin 3a
Exons: 24
Coding region: 678-5774 (1698 amino acids)
Source: RefSeq, a predicted model, not a curated record